Molecule: messenger RNA, 2140 nt
Organism: Magnolia sinica
Lineage: Eukaryota; Viridiplantae; Streptophyta; Magnoliopsida; Magnoliales; Magnoliaceae
Product: SCA7 domain-containing protein SELMODRAFT_431321-like
Exons: 15
Coding region: 464-1789 (441 amino acids)
Cellular component (GO): SAGA complex
Source: RefSeq, a predicted model, not a curated record
GAGACAGAGAGAGAGAGAGAGAGAGAGAGAGAGAGUUCUCCGAUUUCUAGGGUUUUUUUUUUUCCAAUCAACCUGCGCUUUCUCGCUUCUCUCUUUUUCAUCGUCCCUUCGAUUACUUCCAAAUCCGUUGCACGAUUUGUGCAACGCGUUUGGAUCUGAUUCUGUUCCAUAUCAUCUCAAAUUGUGAUUUCCGGCGAUUUCAUUCGAACGAUCGUUUGGAAUGUCCGACAUUUGUUCGCAUCGAGGUUGAGUGUGUUUGGCAUUUUAAUAUCUUGUGCGUCAAUGCAAAAGCUGCAGAUAUGUAGCCAUGAAUGCAACCUUUGUUGGAGUGAUAAAGGCAUAGUUCCGUUGCUGAUCAAUCUCAACAAGAAUGGUUAUAGGGGAAUUUGGCCACGGAUGAGUUGGUGCUUGUGGCACCAUUUUAAAAUUUUUUAGCAGAAACUACAGGUUGCUUGUAGUCACAAUGGUAUGUACGCUUGGAAGGGGCCGAAUGGCAGCCAUGGCGAGGCUUCUCGCUGCAGGAAAUUUUCCCGAGACAACAAAAGAGGAACUCAACGAUGAGAAAAUUGCUGCUCAGGCCAUCUAUAAGGAGCUGCAUGAGGCAAAUGAGGCAAAUUUGCUUGAAGAAGAAGAUAUGCAUGUAUUCGACUUCAUGCCACUGACAGAUCCUUUGCAUUUGGUAUGUUGCAAUGCAUGUAAGAAACCAAUCAAAGCCAGCCAGUUUGCAGCACAUGCAGACCGCUGUAGGUCACUGAAUUCUAAAGAAGAUAUUGUCUUGGGGCUUGAUGGUGGUACUGGGCAUAAGAAGCCUCCAAGGAAAGGGAGGAAAAAGUUGCAAACAUCCCAUGAUGACCAAGUUGCAACAAUUGGGGAGCAUGAAAAACUGGAGCCAAAAGAUGGGGAUGAUACUGCUGCUUCAGAACCAAAUAUGGAUGGCCUGACUGGAAACUGUAGAGAAGCAAAAAGAACCUCAAUUUCUAUGGACAGCACCCCAGUGAUGGAAGGUUCUGGAGUCAGUACUAGAAGUACAAACUACUCUGAUAAUGUGAUGGCUCCUUCAAAAAGACGUACCAAGAUAGCAGCUGAGCCCUUGCCACCAGCAGACUGCCUAGAAACAAAACAUGGUGUAACAACAGAAAUGAGAAUAAAUUGUCAAGAGGCUCUAACCUGCAGAGAGUUUUCAAGGAGACCAGUAGCAGGAAGAGUGAAUCCCAGUGAUGCUGCCAUUGGAUAUCAAAAGGCUGGACAAGUGCUCGGACAUGACCUAUCAACUGCAGGGCAUCUUCUAACUGAUGUGCCUCUCCCCCUUGCAACCAAGAUGUACCACUCACAGAGAAGUCGCCUCCGGACAGCACUAGGCCAUCUUUAUCAUGUGGCAUUGGCAAAAGAGCAUGAAAACAAUCACCUGACCCAGAAACUAGUACAUGGCAACUCUAUGCUAUCUUCACAGAUUUCAUCACCCGACAAUUUGUUGCACGAGACACAAAAGGAUGAUAUGCUUCAGAAGGAGAAAGAUGCACGUGCCUUGCCUGUCCUGCGAAAUCUUGAUCAAAAUUUCGCACAAAGUUCCAAACAAUUAUCAGGGGCCUCAGGUGGAUGGCCAUCAGCUUUUAACAUUUCAAACCAAUUUCAGGACAAUAACUUUUUGAGACCAGCAUUAUCCGUUGAUACGGCCCCAAUGGAGAGAAUGAGAAGCAGAUAUCUUCCAACACCUUAUUCUUUUCCUGGUAACUCUGGGACAACACUGGGAACUGUGCAGAAGCCGGAUGGAAGUGUUUCUGUUACGUAGAGCAUCCACAACAAGAGGAUUUUUGCUAGGGCAAGGUGAAUUAGGUGUCCCUUUUAUCUUCUUUCUUCUCAUGUAUUAUCAUUUUUCUUCCAAUUGGUACUGAGAAAAGAAAAGAAAAAUGGUGAUUGUCUUCCCAUUGGAGCUGGAAAAAAAAAUGGUGACUGUAGGUUGCAAUCUGUAUCUUGAGUAAUUGAAUUAUGGUGUCUUCUACCCAUGCAUCAUUCUUGAAUUGGAGCAGGGCUUUGCCUGCAUGUUAACCUCCUCUGUCCAAAAUCCUUCUUUUUGAGAUCUUUCCUCCGUUAAAAAUUCGCUGUGGGGCUGACAAAAUGAUGAUUGGAUCUGAUUCAUGCA